GGGUAAGGCGGGGGGACCGGCGGGGGAACGGGGACCCGCGGAGGGGGUGACACCGGACGGGGCUUGCCCGAGGUUUGGGCUGACGGGGGUGAACGGCCGGGAGGUGACGACGCCCGGAGCGACGUCCCGCCAGCAUGGGGGACACUGCUAGCACCAAGCUGGGCCGGUGGUGAGACAGGAGGGGUACGGAAGAAGAGGAUGGAGAGGGGGGGGCGAAGGUGAAGGCAGCCCCCCCCUCCCAAAAUAUCCCCUACCCUAUCGAGCCAUCGCCAUGGCGACCAAUUUUAACGACAUCAUCAAGCAGGGCUAUGUGAGGAUGAAGAGCAAGAAGCUGGGGAUCUACCGCCGGUGCUGGCUGGUCUUCCGCAAAUCCUCCAGCAAAGGGCCCCAGCGCCUGGAGAAAUACCCGGAUGAGAAGUCGGCGUGCCUGCGGGGGUGCCCCAAGGUCACCGAGAUCAGCAAUGUCAAGUGCAUCACGCGGCUGCCCAAGGAGACCAAGAGACAGGCGGUGGCCAUCGUUUUUACCGACGACUCCGCCCGCACCUUCACCUGCGACUCAGAGCUGGAGGCGGAGGAGUGGUACAAGACGCUGUCGGUGGAGUGCCUGGGCGCCCGCCUGAACGACAUCAGCCUGGGGGAGCCCGACCUGCUGGCGCCCGGCGUGCAGUGCGAGCAGACGGACCGGUUCAACGUGUUCCUCCUCCCCUGCCCCAACCUGGACGUUUAUGGUGAGUGCAAGCUGCAGAUCACCCACGAAAACAUCUACCUCUGGGACACGCACAACCCGCGGGUGAAACUGGUCUCCUGGCCCCUCUGCUCCCUGCGCCGCUACGGCCGCGACGCCACCCGCUUCACCUUCGAGGCCGGACGGAUGUGUGAUGCAGGAGAAGGUCUCUACACCUUCCAGACGCAGGAGGGUGAGCAGAUCUACCAGCGCGUGCACAGCGCCACAUUGGCCAUUGCUGAGCAGCACAAGAAGGUCCUGCUGGAGAUGGAGAAGAACGUCAGGCUGCUGAACAAGGGCACCGAGCACUUCUCCUACCCCUGCACCCCCACGACCAUGCUGCCCCGCAGCGCCUACUGGCACCACAUCACUGGCUCCCAGAACAUGGCCGAGUCCUCCAGCUAUGCUGGGGAGGCGUAUGCAGGCGCCCAGGCCAGCUCGGACACCGACCUCCUCAACAGGUUCAUCUUGCUGAAGCCAAAGUCCUCCAAAAGCGACAAGCCUGAAAGCAGGGAGCCCACAUCAUCCCCGUGAGCCGGUGUAGAGGGACUGUGGCAGGGGUCCCCUUUUUCUUCUCCAAGGGAUGGCAGGGACACAGGCAGUCACCCCUCAGAAUCUCCAGGAGACUGAGCUGGGGCACCUCAGUGCCGAGACCUUAGGAAGCAGGCACUGGCUCACGCCCUGGUCUGGCGUUAGUGGAGGCGAUGGCUGGCUCAGCCUCAACUGACUUCAAAUAUAUAUUGAAUAUCUGUAUUGUAAGAGAUAUUUCCUUCUCACAUGAAUGCAAAUGUGGUGGCUGCUGAAGAGCCCUUGGGCAGAUGCUCAGAGGUUUUUGACUCUCGGGGAUCAAACUGGGAGGUGAAGAGAGGUGGGGGGGGGUCAAGAAAUUUGGAGUUUUCUGCGUGGCAGGAAGGCUGGAGCAUCACUCUGCCAUGGAGCAGCGUCGGAGGAUGCAGCUGUGCCAGGCUGAUGGUGCAGGGUCCCACCCCUCCAUGAAGAGUCGGGUGCUCCUGAGGACACCCUGCUCACAUCUCUGAGCUGAUUUUUGCACUUCUUCAAGCUAUUUAAACACUCGCUGUAGAAUUGAGAUGUCUCAGGAGAAACUGGUUUUCCUUCCAGGGGGUUGGCUGGGGUGAGCGGCUGGACAGAGCCGAGCGCCCUGGCUUCUCCCACCCCAACACCCCUCAUUCCUCCCACAGCUGUGUCCCCCUGCCAUGCCCCUGGUUUAUCUGCUGGUGGGCAACCAUGGGACUGGUUUUGGCCAGUAGCAUCUGUCUCUCAAGGGGCAGCUUUGUGGAUAUGAGAAGCCCCAGGGCAGAGAAACCCAUGCUGCUGGGGAGAGAGCCACAUUCCUCUGUGCAUUCCCUUAGCCCUCACUCCCUCCUCACCCACUGGGGGUGGAACUGGGCUUUAUGUGCUGAACUUAAAAGCAAUUGAUUUUUUCUAGUUCUCCUAUUUAUUGACCUCCUUUAGAAGGGCUAUCUUUUUAUUGCCGUGCAAACCUUGGUGUUUCUUUGGAGUCUUCUUUCUGUCUGGAUUGGAUGCUUGAUGGUUUUAUUUCUGCCCUUUAAAGCUCCGGGUCCAUGUGUUGGGCACAGGGAGUGUUGUGAUGUGGGAAUCUGUGGUCUGUAAAUACUGUGUUUCAGGGUGGUGUAGCUUGUGGCUGAGGGGACAUGGGGACAGAGAAAGGCUGCUCCUCACAGCGUGGCUGGGCACAGAGGGGCUCUGGACCCUAGCACUGCCCAGCAGUGUGUCCUCCCUGGGGUGAGAGGUGGAACCUGCUCUCUUUUCCUGGCUACACACCUCAUCCGGAAAAGAUUUAACAUUUGUUACCAAAAAUGUUUGGGUUUUCUCUUUUUUUAAGGAGUUGCUCAAUGAAUAAACAACCCUUAUCCA
Molecule: messenger RNA, 2620 nt
Organism: Poecile atricapillus (Black-capped chickadee)
Lineage: Eukaryota; Metazoa; Chordata; Aves; Passeriformes; Paridae
Gene: DOK4
Product: docking protein 4
Exons: 9
Coding region: 272-1258 (328 amino acids)
Biological process (GO): positive regulation of MAPK cascade; cell surface receptor protein tyrosine kinase signaling pathway
Cellular component (GO): cytoplasm
Source: RefSeq, a predicted model, not a curated record